Molecule: messenger RNA, 2621 nt
Organism: Larimichthys crocea (large yellow croaker)
Lineage: Eukaryota; Metazoa; Chordata; Actinopteri; Sciaenidae
Gene: nrros
Product: negative regulator of reactive oxygen species
Exons: 3
Coding region: 475-2532 (685 amino acids)
Molecular function (GO): protein binding
Source: RefSeq, a predicted model, not a curated record
CGAGCAGAGGGUGUGAAGGGUGUGCUCUCGUUGGGUUUUUGUGGUAGCAGUUUAUGCUACCGACCUUAGUUGCCUGUUCAAGAUUACUGUCAUGGUGUUUGUGAAGGGUGUAAAAAAAAAACCUUUGCUGUGCUGGCUGAGAGCUGUUGAGCCUGCACUCGCCUUCCUGUGGCCCCAGGCUUGAGAACCUCUUUCUGAUUGCAGCUUGUCCAUGUGACUUGGUUUCCGUUGCCUGCCUGCUUCCGUGAAUAGUAAAAAGAGGCAUCAGUGCUUCAGUCAGCGCAGAGGAAGGCAGCUGAACUUCACACACGAGAACACACUCUGCAACAGCGAGUCAACCAGCGAUAUGGUCAGGGGAUCAACCGUCAGUGGCUUGGGAAAUCCACACCUAACCACCAGUGAUCUAUUGUCAUCUCAUGCCUGUGUUGAUCAAUCACCUCCUUCCCUCCCUCCUUUAACAGUAAGGAUGUUAAAAUGCCAGUCCACGGGCUCACUCACAUCCUGCUUUGCUUGUUACCCAUGUGGAGAAUACUGACACCAGUCUCAAGUCAUCCACAACACAGCCGAUGCCAUCUGAUACAAAGAACGGCUCUCUGCAACAAUGGCAAGCUCACUUCUGUGCCUGCAGGACUACCAGACAAUACAGAAGAGCUUCAUCUUAACUACAAUCACAUUCAAACACUACAGGACAGCUCUCUCAGUUAUCCCUCAUUAAUAACCCUGAGCUUAGCUUGUAAUAAUUUGGAGAGAUUAGAAUCAAACACUUUUCAAGACUCAAAAUUGUUAGAAAGCCUCAAUUUAGCAAAUAACAAUCUUCAUAUUGGCUACCAAGAAACCAGCCACGCAUUAAAGACUCUACCCAGGCUUAGAGUUCUGGAUUUCUCUGAGAAUGAGCUUAAUGAUGAAAUGGCUGCCACUCUUCUCCAAAAUUUGACAUCCCUGGAGUAUCUCAAUCUUUCUGGAAACCUCUUGCGUAGACUGGAUGAGACCUCAUUCCAGGAUCUUCACCAACUCAAAGAACUCGACCUGCAGAGAAACCUCAUAUUCGAGAUUGACGCCGCCUUCGACAGCAAUCCCCUACUUCAGCGGCUCAACUUGGCCUUUAACUACCUGCCUUGCCUGAUUGACUUCCACAUGACCCAAAUGGUGGUCCUCAACGCCAGCCACAACUUCAUCGAAUGGUUCAUCGCCACACAAGACCUUAAUGACACUUUCCAGCUGGAAACACUUGAUCUAUCAGACAACAAACUUCUCUUCUUUCCUUUCUUGCCUGACCAGAGCCGCUUGCGGAAUCUUUACCUAUCCCACAACAGUAUUAGGUUUUACGAACAUUUGGCAGACAACAACACAGACCUGAACUCGACAACAACAGUUGAGUUUUACAAUAUCAAGAAGUACAAAAGCAAUGUAACAGCUGAGUUGUGGACUGAGAACCUUCACGGUGACAUCUCCUCUCUAGAGAUUUUAGAUCUAAGAGGUAACCAGGUGGAGUAUUUUCCUCAAGGAUUUAUCCAGAAAAUGCCUGUCCUGUCCAGACUUCAAAUGUGCACAAACUGUCUGAAAACCUUAAAUCUUACAUCAGAACAGCUUUCUAGCAGCUUAUAUGAGUUGGACGUUAGCAACAACAGGCUGGAACAGUUUGUAGCAGAUGAAGGUACGAUGACUGCACUUGGCAAUCUGACAUACCUUAACCUGAGCCUGAAUGAUCUCAGGCAGUUACCCUCAGGAUUAUUUUCGUCAUUGCCAAGUCUCAGGUCUGUGGAUCUUAGUUAUAACGAAAUUGACAUUUGCCUUCCCGAGCAAGCUGAGAACAGUAUAGAUAAUAUGUCACCUUGCGUGGAUUGGAAAAAUAUUGAAUCCCUAAAACAGCUUUACCUGAAAGGAUGCAACCUUGAAAUAAUUCCAUCAUGUGCUUUCACUGGGUUGUCUCUCACUCACUUAGACCUGUCAGACAAUCCUGGACUCAUUGUCCAAGAAUCAAUAGAAAGUCUUAGCAGAACAUUGCAACACCUAGGUUUAGGAAACACUCAAAUACAAGACUUCGACUUCUCCCCUUUCCAAAGUCUGAAGUCUAUAAACAUUUCAAGGAACUCUCUUGCUCAUCUUCCAUCUUCACUUCUAAAGCUUGACUUGAAUGUGCUCGAUUUGAGGGACAACAAACUGCCCACUAUUUCCUCAGGUCACGCUAAUGCAUUAGCCCAGAAACUACACACUGUUUUCCUCACAGGAAAUCCGUUCAACUGCUGCCAAACAGAAUGGUUCAGGACAUUUGAGGCAACAAAGACAAUCAAUGUGGUUGGACAAUCAGAGAUUGAAUGUCAGGAUCUCUUCCAAAUAAUACACAGAGUGGAGAACUCCCAGUCAUUUUUGUGUUUGGAGGAUAGCGGGGAAUCUAUAUUCUGGUACAUUCUGCUUUUUGUACCCAUCUGCCUUUCCUUUUUGUUCAUUUCGAUUAUUGUUCUCCUCACAUUUAAGCCCAAAAUGCUACAAAAAUCAAUCAAAAAAAAGUGUCUGAAACGUACAUCUUACUGAGUUAUACUACUUUAUAAACCCUAAACAAAACCGUAUUUUGUACAGAGUUGUAACUGUAUGUUGGAAAUAAACUCAGUUCAUUGUAAACC